This is a messenger RNA of Dioszegia hungarica, 3384 nucleotides long. Its product is annotated as DNA-directed RNA polymerase. Gene Ontology annotation, biological process: DNA-templated transcription. Gene Ontology annotation, cellular component: RNA polymerase III complex. The record is from RefSeq and is a predicted model, not a curated record. NCBI's taxonomy places the organism in Eukaryota, Fungi, Basidiomycota, Tremellomycetes, Tremellales, Bulleribasidiaceae. Bases 1 to 3384 code for a protein of 1127 amino acids. Gene Ontology annotation, molecular function: DNA binding; ribonucleoside binding; DNA-directed RNA polymerase activity. The transcript has 8 exons.
AUGAAGAAGACGUACGCGAACAAGGGGUCGGAUUGGUACGCCAAGGGCGUCAAGUCUGUCGAGGAAAAAUGGGAACUCUUACCGGCCUUCCUCCAAGUCAAGGGGCUGGUCAAGCAGCAUCUCGACUCGUUCAACUAUUUCGUCAAUGUCGAUAUCAAAGCGAUCCUCGCGGCCAACUCGCUCGUCGUCAGCGACAUGUCGCCCAACCACUUUAUACGGUACCUGGAUAUCCACGUCAUGAAGCCUAUGCGGGUCGAGGGCGGGUCGAAUACUAUGGUCACGCCUAUGGAAUGUCGAUUGACGGACUCGACAUACUCGGCGGCCAUCCUCGUCGAUAUAGAGUAUACAGCGGAGGACAAGAUCAAGCGGAUGAAGGGUGUGCCAAUAGGCAAACUGCCCAUCAUGCUGCGGAGCGAGCUGUGCUGGCUGAACGCGAUGGGCAAGACGGAGAAGGAUCUGGCGAGGAUGGGGGAGUGUCCGUUGGACCCAGGCGGAUACUUUGUGGUCAAGGGGACGGAGAAGGUGAUUUUGGUGCAGGAGCAGUUGAGCAAGAAUCGUAUCAUCGUCAUGGCGGAUUCAAAGAAGGAUGUCGUUACUGCAGAAGUCACAUCAUCAACGCACGACCGAGUCGUCAAGACCUACGUCACGACCAAGAGCGGGCGUUUAUACCUGCGACACAACUCGUUCAAGGAGCUCAUCCCUAUCGUCAUUGCGCUCAAGGCGAUGGGAAUUACGUCGGACAAGGAGAUUAUUCAACUUCUCUGCGGGACGGACGAGCGGUAUCAAGAGGCGUUCGGGGUGUCGCUCGAGGAGGCUGCCAAGAACAAGAUCUUUACGCGGAAACAGGCGCUCGAGUGGAUCGGGGUGCGGACGUCUCAGAACCAAGAACUCGCCGCUCCCGGAACGCAAAAACUCACCUACUCGGAUAUCGCGAAUCAGGCGCUGGCGGCGAUGGUGCUCGGACACGUACCAGUGCGGGACAUGAACUUUCGGCCAAAGUGCAUCUACCUCGCGACAAUGGCGAGGCGGGUGUUGAUGGCGAUGAUUGAUGAGAGUAUGGUGGAUGAUAGGGAUUACGUCGGGAACAAGCGGCUAGAACUUGCUGGUCAACUCUUGUCGCUUCUUUUCGAAGACUCGUUCAAAACCUGGAACUCGGAAAUCAAAAAGUCAAUGGACAAGCUUCUCGAAAAGAAGGCACGGACCGCUUUUGACGCGUCCAAGCUCCUCCUCGCCGGUCAAGGCUCCAUCACCAACGCGUUCGUCCGGUCCAUCUCGACCGGGAACUGGUCGCUCAAGCGGUUCCACGUCGAGCGGGCGGGCGUCACCCACGUCCUUUCCCGGCUGAGCUUCAUCGCCGCGCUGGGGAUGAUGACUCGGAUAUCCUCGCAAUUCGAAAAGACACGGAAAGUCUCGGGUCCGCGUGCACUGCAGCCGUCCCAGUGGGGUAUGCUCUGCCCGUCCGAUACCCCCGAAGGCGAGGCGUGCGGUCUUGUCAAGAACCUCGCGCUUAUGACACACAUCACUACGGAUGUACCGGAAGAACCCCUCAUCAAGCUGGCAUUCAUGCUGGGCGUCGAGGAUAUAUCCCUCGUCACCGGCAAUGAGCUCUACCGGCCCGGGGUCCACCUCGUCCAGGUCAACGGAACGCUCAUUGGCGUCACCCACCUCGCUCGCCGGUUCGUCGAUACCUUCCGCAAACUCCGUCGGGCCGGUCGGACCUCGGAAUUCGUGUCCAUCUACAUCAACCACCAUCAUCGCAUGAUCUACAUUGCGUCGGACGGAGGGCGGAUCUGCCGGCCGAUGAUUAUCGUCGAGAAGCAGCGGUCGAGGGUGACGUCGGCGCAUAUGCGUCUCCUGAAGGAGGGGAAGGUUACGUUUGACCACUUCUUGCGUUCAGGGCUCGUCGAGUACCUGGACGUGAAUGAGGAGAAUGACUCGUUUAUCGCGUGCUAUGAGCACCAGAUCGAGGAGGGGACGACCCACCUCGAAAUUGAGCCUUUUACCAUCCUCGGCGCGGUCGCCGGUCUCAUCCCCUAUCCCCACCACAAUCAGUCUCCUCGAAACACCUACCAAUGUGCCAUGGGCAAGCAGGCGAUCGGCGCUAUCGCCUACAACCAGCUCAACCGGAUCGACACCUUACUGUACCUCAUGACGUACCCGCAGCAACCGAUGGUGAAGACCAAAACGAUCGAGCUGGUCGGGUACAAUCGUCUACCCGCGGGUCAGAACGCAACGGUCGCGGUCAUGUCGUUCUCGGGGUAUGAUAUUGAGGACGCCCUCAUUGUCAAUCGCGCCUCGGCGGACCGAGGCUUCGGGCGGUGUCACGUCCUCAAAAAGCAGACCAUUCCUAUUCGGCAAUUCGCCAAUGGGUCCUCGGAGCGGCUGGCGUUCCCUCUCGACCCGCCUCGGCCGGAAGCGUACGCAUGGGUCGAUCGGGCGGACGGGAUCAUUGCGCCGGGCUCGCACGCCAACCAGGGCGAUGUCCUCAUCCACCGCGAGACCCCCGUCGAUACCCGCGGUGGGAGCCGGUCCGACACGUACAAGCCUACGCCGAUUGCGCACAAGCUGCCGGAACCGACCAUGAUUGACAAGGUGUUGAUUACGGAGGGGGAUGACGGGGCGAUGGUCAAGAUUUUGACGAGGCAGACGCGGCGGCCAGAGCUAGGUGACAAGUUUUCGAGUCGGCAUGGGCAGAAGGGGGUGUGUGGGUUGAUUGUCCCGCAGGAGGAUAUGCCGUUCAAUGAUCAGGGGAUCGUGCCGGAUAUUAUCAUGAACCCGCAUGGUUUCCCGUCCAGAAUGACGGUCGGGAAGAUGAUCGAGCUCCUUUCCGGGAAAGCCGGCGUCGUCUCCGGCGCUCUCCAAUACGGUACUGCCUUCGGCGGAUCCAAAGUCGUCGACAUGAGCAAGAUUCUCAUUGACAAGGGCUUCAGCUAUGCCGGCAAGGACAUGUUGACGAGUGGGAUUACCGGGCAGAGUUUGGAGUGUUAUGUCUACUUUGGGCCGAUCUAUUAUCAGAAACUGAAGCACAUGGUCAUGGACAAGAUGCAUGCUCGGCCGACUGGACCGCGAGCGAACCUAACGCGUCAGCCGACGGAGGGAAGGAGUAAGGACGGUGGAUUGCGUUUGGGGGAGAUGGAGCGGGAUUGUCUUAUCGGAUAUGGCGCCACCCAACUCCUCCUCGAACGGCUCAUGAUCUCCUCGGACGCGUUCGAGACGCAAGUCUGCGAGAUCUGCGGGAUGCUCGGCUAUAACCAGUGGUGUCCUAUGUGCAAGACGGGGAAGGGGAUCAUCAAGUUGACGAUCCCGUAUGCGGCCAAGCUAUUGAUACAGGAGUUGAUGGGGAUGAACAUCAUGCCGAGGUUGUGUAUGGAGGAUACGGUAUAG